Lates calcarifer (barramundi perch) is the source of this 8978-nucleotide messenger RNA. RefSeq names its product nuclear factor of activated T-cells 5-like. Gene Ontology annotation, biological process: regulation of transcription by RNA polymerase II; calcineurin-NFAT signaling cascade; cytokine production. Lineage: Eukaryota; Metazoa; Chordata; Actinopteri; Centropomidae. Gene Ontology annotation, molecular function: RNA polymerase II cis-regulatory region sequence-specific DNA binding; transcription factor binding; DNA-binding transcription factor activity, RNA polymerase II-specific. Gene Ontology annotation, cellular component: transcription regulator complex. The record is from RefSeq and is a predicted model, not a curated record.
CAAAGGGGAGGGGCUAGAAGGUGGGCCGACCAACUGUAGGCAAGUGUGUGUUUGUGUGUGUUCGUCUGAACGUAGCAUGAAAUGUGUCUCCUCUCAGCAAAAACAUACACACUAACGUGAGACGUGCUAGUUAACGGUUUUUUGUAUUUAAAGUUUUGUUUUUGUCGUCUUAAGACUGUUUCGAUGUUUUACUUUGUAUAUUAAACAUUCCGCUUGUAAAACGCAAUAUUUAUUGGCCAAGAGCAGCCGACUUCGUUUCUUCUAAAGAGUGUCCGCUUCCCCUCCCCUCGAUGAAGCGUUGCGAUGCCCUCUGAUUUUAUAUCCCUCCUUAGCUCGGAUCUCGACCUCAAUUCCCCCAAAUCUCUAUACUCUAAAGAGUCGGUAUAUGACCUCCUCCCCAAAGAGCUUCAGCUCCAGCCGUCGUCCACCCAGACCGACCCACCCACCAUGAGCCAGAAGAGCGGGGGAGAGGCGGGACCUCCUCCCUCUGCAGCCUUGGCCUCAGAUGCCACCUCUUCCACCUCCAGCCCCUCUGCCUCUUCCUCUCUGGCCAUGGGAGUCCCAUCCACAGGCCCCUCUACCUCAUCCUCAGACCAUCUAAAGGUCCCCCAGCAUCUCCACUCCACUGGAGGGGAUGGAGCUGGAGCUUCAGAGAUGCAAGGUAUGGAGGGUGCUGUGUCUGCCACCAGCAGAGGCAACAGCGGAGCAAAUACUACAGCAGGAGACAUAGGGUCAGGAGUGUUGUCAGGGCUAGGAGUCCAGCAGCCUCAGAACACCCCAUCAAAACGGAGGCCCGUGUUGAGCAUAUCCCCACCACCUGAGGACCUUUUUGAUGACAGUCAGAUGUCUUGCCAAGAGGAACCGGCCAUAUCUGGUCCACCAGGUCCAGACUCGGAGCAUAGCAGCAGCAUGUGGGCUGACGACUCUGUCUCCAACUUCAGCUUGAUCAGCUCCAUCUCCUACAACGACAACACGGAGGUCCCGCGCAAAUCUAGAAAACGCACCCCUCGCCAGCGGCCUGGCCCCAAGCCUGCUCCCCCGGAGGACAGCAUGGAUGUGUUUGAUGCUGACAGCGCCAAGGCCCCUCACUUCGUCCUAUCCCAGCUGGGCACAGACAAGACCAGUGCCAUGGCCAGCUCUCUUGAGUCAGGGACUGCAGUGAAGGGUGGGUCACUGUCUACUCAGUUCCCCCAGAGGAGUGAUGGGAAGGAGCUAAAGAUCCUGGUGCAACCGGAGACCCAGCACAGAGCUCGCUAUCUGACCGAGGGCAGCAGAGGUUCUGUUAAAGAUCGCACACAGCAGGGAUUCCCCACUGUCAAGUUGGAGGGCGUGAAUGAGCCAGUUGUGCUGCAGGUGUUCGUAGCAAAUGACGCAGGCAGAGUGAAGCCGCAUGGUUUCUACCAGGCUUGCAGAGUGACAGGACGCAACACCACUGCCUGCAAGGAGGUGGACAUAGAGGGCACCACUGUCAUUGAGAUCCCUCUGGAGCCUAGCAAUGACAUGACACUUGCGGUGGACUGUGUAGGAAUUUUGAAGCUGCGUAAUGCAGAUGUGGAGGCCCGUAUUGGCGUAGCAGGAUCCAAGAAGAAAAGCACCCGUGCCAGGCUGGCUUUCAGAGUUGGCAUACCCCAAUCUGAUGGAUCCGUCCUCACUCUACAGGUCCCUUCAUCACCCAUCCUCUGCACCCAGCCAGCAGGGGUGCCAGAGAUCCUGAAGAAGAGCCUUCACAGCUGCUCAGUGAGAGGAGGAGAAGAAGUUUUUAUUAUUGGAAAGAACUUCCUCAAAGGAACCAAAGUUAUUUUUCAGGAGAACAUUGCAGAUGAUAAUUCCUGGCAAGCUGAAGCAAAGAUUGACAUGGACCUUUUUCAUCAGAAUCAUUUGAUAGUGACAGUCCCUCCGUUCCACAACCAGUCAAUCACUUCUCCCAUCUCUGUGGGAAUCUUUGUGAUGACCAAUGCUGGUAGAUCACAUGACGCCCAGCCCUUCACUUACACUCCAGACUCAGCUGAUAACUCAAAUGUCCGGACAGUAAAAACAGAGGGAUCCUCCUUGGUCAAGACAUGUAUAUUUGAUGGCCAGAUGAAAUCCAUGUCCUCUGAGCGAACCGACUGCUCUGGUCAGCCUUCCAAAAGGCAAGAGGACACACCAAUGGAGGUGUCUAGCAAUCCACCAUCCACAGAUGUCUUUAAGCCAUCCCCUGACCCUCUUGUCUCAGUGCAGCAGACCCUGGAGCUCAGCUCUAGUCCUCAUCCAGGAGGAGAGACUUUUCAGAGCCCAAUGCCCCUACAACCUGAAGAUGUGGAGCUUCCCCAAGCCCCCCCUGUCUUCCCCAGCCUGGAGUCUCUCAGCACCAUACAAAAGCAAGACAUCACUCCCACAACCUCUUUCCCAGUGUCAGGAGACACCACAAUCCCUCCCGUGACACCAGAAGUCCCUCAGCAAUUCCUCAGAGACCCUCAGGAUAGCCUGCCUCCUGAGAGUUCCAGCAGUAGUGGGGGGGUUGUGGUUGUGGCCAUGCCCCAGAUAACAACUCCCUCUCAGCCCCAACAACAACAGUCACAGGUUCCCUUGUUCCCCCAGGAAGGGGUGGCCCAGCUUGAGAGGGCAGUAAGGGAACUACAGGCUGGAGGUAACACCACACUCCAGCAGGUGUUGGAGGCAGCUGUAGCCCAACAGCAACUAAACUCAGUGCUUUACAGCCCAACUCCCUCUGCAGACUCUCUUCAGCAGCACGUCCAGGAGAACAUGAACAGCCUUAGACUAGGGACCACAGAUAAUCCACUGUCUACACAGCAACAGCUACAGAUACAGCAACAACAACAGCAAAUGCAACAACAACAGCAACAACAACAAAUACAGCAACAGUUUCAACAGCAUCAACAACUGCAACAACAACAGCAAAUCCUUGGCAACCUUCAGCAUCAACAACAACAGCAACAUCUACAGCAGCAACAGCAGCAAGUCCUUGGCAACAUGCAGAUCCAACAGCAACUAAUACUACAACCACAAGACCAACAGCAACUGCAGCAGCAGCAACUCAUGGAGAAUAUUCAGCAGCAGCAACAGUUGCAACAAACUCAACAACAGCAAGUCCUUAACAACAUCCAACUUCAGGAUCAGCAACAACAAAAUCAAAUACUCAGCAAUUUACAACAACAUCAGCUACAGCAACAGCAGCAACAACAGCAGCAAAAUCAAGCAUUGAGCAACCUACAACAGCAACAACAACUGCAAGAACAGCAGGUCUUGGAGAAUUUGCAGCAGCAACUUCAGGCUGAGUUGCUCCAGCCCCAGAUCCACUCCACCCCACAAGUACAGCAGCCAGUGUCCCUCCUUCAACAGGCCGGAGAGCUGCUCACCAUUCAGACCAGCUUCCCAACACAGCCUCCAUCCCACACAUCUCCCCCACAACAGCUCUUCCAAUCACCCAGGCCCCUUGCUGAGACCCAGGGCUCCCAACAGCAGGUCCAGGCUGCCCUGCUCCAGAAUACACUGACUGUUCUGACUAGUGGCAGUCUCAGCUCGGAGCAGCAGUCCACUGGGUCAACACUUUACCUGUCCCCAAACCCUCAGCCCCAGCAACAGCAGCAGCAGCAGCAGCAGCUGGCAUUCAUCUCUUCCAUGGAGACAUCUACCAACCAGCCCCAGUCUGUUGCAAUGUUUCAGAACCAACCCCAAGCUCAGCUUUCCCAAAUGCAGCAGCAGAGCACCCCCAUGGAGCAGCAGCAGUCUGCACAGCAGAACCAACAACAGCCACCACAACUUCCAAUGGCCCAGCAGGGUUCCUUAUUCCAAAGUAUCCCAAACCACUCACAGGCUAACCCUGUCUCCCAGAGCCAACUCUCUCAGCCCCAGCAGACAGGUCUGCUCCUCUGUGCAACAGAUCUUAACCCACAGGCUAUUCCUCCAACUAUUCUCUUCAGCACCCAGACCCAAGGCCCUUCCCCUAUGGGGAGCAUUAGUGUUGGAAUCCCUCAGCCAGAGCCAGCAGAGCCCAUGUCCUUCCAAGACCAGAGCUCCUCAGGGAGCAACUCGACAUCCACCGAAAACCAACAGCAGAGCUUGUUCCAGGAACAGCAGCCAAUGCAGGUGGGCCCAAGCUCCAGCAGCGUCCCAAGCAGUCAACCUGUGGAACUGUUCCUGCCACAGACAUCUCUGUCUAGUCUGCAGAGCACUAUUGGCUCACAGGAGCUGAACAACCAGGCUCCAGCCCCUGGCACAACCAUCUUUGUGGUUCAAGGUGGUGUGGGUGUCGUAGGCAGCCCAGGCCAGCAGCCUCCAGAGCAGCUUUUCCAGACAACUGUGGGUGGGAAUGUGGCUCCACAAGGACAAGCCAACCUGUUUGUGUUUGGCAUCCAGAAUGACUCACCCCAGCUGCUGAAUUCCUCCAGACCCACCCUGCCAGCCCAGAGCCAGCCCCAGACCUCCAAUCACAUGCAGCCUCUGUUGGACCAGCCCAUGGCCCAAGCUGCCACCUCAAUGCCGGCCGCCAUGCACAGCAGCUUGCAGAACACCCUCCAGGCACAAAUGCAGUCCAGCUUAGAGAAUGCCAUGCAGACCAGCCUACAAAAUGCAAUGCAGACAAACACACAAACAGCUCUGCAGUCCAGUUUACAGGCAACCAUAGAAACAAGUCUACCAACUCCAAUGCAGACCAAUCUACAGACACAGAUACAGAGCAGCUUACAGAAUCAGUUGCAGGCAUCGAUAUCUGCGUCGUCAAACAUGGAUAAAAUUGAGGACCUACUGGAGAGCCUACAGAAGUAGUCAUAAAUAUUUGGACAAUGUGGGCACAAAGGGGAGUGAGUAAUAUGUAGCUGAGAGUUAUACAUGCUUAACAUCAUGUGGUGGUGCAUGGUUUUUUGUGCCAAUGCCACAAAUCCUAGAAAAUUUUAAAUAUUUAAGAAUUAAAUGCCCCUUUUAUCUAAAAUUCAAACUAUGAGCUCAUGUAACUCCUUGUUUUUAUGAAAUAUUUAUCAUUAAUUACAGCCUUCGUACAUCCAUUGUCCUUGAAUUGAUGAAUCCGCCUUUGUUAUUACCCCUCUUGCAGGAUCAGAGAGGCCUGUAAUAACUGCUUUAUCCAUCAGUCUCAGAAAUGCAGUGUUUUGUUGUCAGAGUGUUUUAAUAAUGUGAGCCUAAGAGAUGAUUAUGAAAAAAACUGUUAGGUUUGGUGGAAAAACUGGAAAGGGAUAAAGAAUGUGAGUGACAGGGAACAGGAGGAAUAGCAGUGUGAUAGAAACGAGGCUAGAAGAGCAGGCAGAGAAGAAAAAAAUAGCCAGCCAUGGAGCAAAUAUCAGAUUGCACAUAAGUGUCCAACGUAGGCUGAAUCUCAUUUUGCGAGUGCGUUAACUCACUUCACUCAGAGAGACAGAGUCGGUGAGGAGAGUUUUUGUCAGUCCAUCGUGUGGAGCGACAGUGAAAAUAGGUGGAGAUUAUGUGGCAUAAAAACGAGUGAAAUAAUGUCACGGCAACUUAAUUUAAACUUCUUUUAUCACAAAGAACAUACGAUCUUUUUCAAAUAAUCAAACCCUUGAGUUUGCACGUCAACACUUUGACUAAAUUAUACUCUACGAGUAAAGACUAUUAAGUUACGUACAUUUGUAGAAUGUUUUGCAUCAUCUAUCAUAUUUGCGGACACGGCUGGAGUCUGCACCUGAGCAGACUCUGUUAGAGGGAGGACAGUUAAAUGUUGUUAUCAACUCCGCUCCACAAAAACAAAAUAAACUCGCUCACCAAAAUGGGGUAUCAAUACAUUCUGGUAUUGCAAGGGAUUCCCCCAUGUGCAGGAAGGGAGAGAAAAUUAAACACUCACAAAAAAUGAGAUUCAACCUGGUGAAUAAUGUGACCUGGCCUUUUCCUUUAGGCACCUCCCAGUGUUUUCAUUAUGUUUAGGCCUCAUCACUGGGUUUGCAGAAGCGUUUUUGGUGAAAAUUUUACGAAGCAUUGUAGUGUGUGUAUUUUUUUGUUUUGAAGUUGGUAACCUUUACCAAUCUAACGUGGAUAGACAGAAACUUUCCACUAGUGAAAAUGGAGUGUUGUGUGGUUUUAUAAACAUUUUAUCUCAAGCACUUUAUAACCUCUUUUUGUGUAACCAGCUAAUCCUUAUAUCCGUCCACAGCUCUCUACUGACCCAGCUGAAUUUGUACUCGGAAACGUCCAGUUAAAAAACAAGAAAAAAAAAACAGAAAGCAGUUGUCUUUGUAAAGGUAAAUACAUCUUAACUAAGCAUUUUUACAUUUUCUCAUGUCAGAAUAUUUUUGAGGUCUAGGACAACUUUGUAUAGAAUGUCUGCUCACUGUUGAAUCCCUCUUUGUAUUCAGUCUCAGUGGUCCAGUCAAGUCUGUCAAAAAAAACAGCCAUUCCCACAAAAGCAUUGUCAUUUUUCAGUGUUGGAGUGGUAAGUAGGCCUUUGUGUUUUACACACUGACAAAACACCUAAAAUACCGAUUCAUUUAGAUUGUGCAUUGAAAUGAAGGAUUUUCAUUAUUCUGCUAUUUGUACUAUUUACUGUUCAAUCUGUCACUUGAGACUGUUUUUCCUUGUGUUGUGUUAGAUAUUUAAGUUUUUUGUCUCAGUGUUGGUACCGCGCGCAGGCUGGCACCAUGUGAAGUUGGCACCCAGUACCCGUCCCUUGUAUUGUGAACAGGGGCUCACUGGUAAAUGAAAUAUCUGUUACAUAGAGGCCGCCAUUUUGAUUCUAUCUAUGGUGCUAUGUACAGGAGUGAUGGGCACUUCUGACGUGAUGUUAGUACAUAACAGUUUAUACUUAAAAUCAAUAGCACUGACAUUAAUCGUUUAGUUUUGAAGCAGAGUUGAGUUUAGAGAGCUGGCUGUUGUUGUGGGGUCAGACUGGAGUGCACCCAGGCAUACCAAAGCUCCUGACGUGAAUCCUCGCCAUCUUGUCUCAUACUUGUCCUUUUAAAUGCCCUCAUUAUGUUUACUCACUUUUACUGACUCAUUUAAAUUAUGCAGCUCUUACAUGGAUAGCAAUUCAGCAUGUUGUUUUGUUUUAAGUACAACAUUUAUAAAAGAUAUGUAAAGGUACUUUGUUUCAUGGAUCAUUUUAACUUCUCAUCUACAUUUCCACCAGUUUUUACAUUUCUCAUUACAUUUACUCUAUUUUUUUGAUGCAAAGUAACACUGCUGUACUUUCCAUAUCUAUGACAGUAGCCAAUUUGGCGUUUAUCAAAAAAGCCAAUUUUUGAGAAUAAUUCAAAUGUUAGAGUAGCAUCGCUCACAUAUGCAUCUGUUUACAUUUUCAUAGUCAUACUAUUUUGUCCUGCAGCUGUUAGUGAUCCAUUUUAAAGUAACUUAUCUUUUUUAGAAUUUUGUAUCCAUGUAUCAAAAUGUAGAGUAUUUUUGUAAAACUAAAAGUUUUUGGUUUAUGCUCAUAGCACAGAAUAUCAUUGCUGGUAUGUUUUCCUGAAAUGAAGCGCAGGUUUAUUGUGAAGCGUAUGACUGAAAUUAGAAAUGUAACUAAGUGGACAUCAAGCAAAUAUGUUAGAACAUAAUUCUACUGUUUUAACAUUGACUCAAUUUGUAUAAUGUAAUACAUGGGCUAGGUUUCUUGUGUGUGUGUUUUUUUUUGUUUUUUUUUUUUACUUUUUUAUGUCAUGCAUCUCAAAUGGCACUUUGACUCAUCCAUUAACUGUAGAUCAGGUUAGAGCGCAGUAGUGAUGUUUCCAAGCAUUCCAUUCCUCUUGGGUUAGGGGAGUUAAAGAGCACAUGAUGUUGCAGAGGAAGUGCGGAACAGUAAUGCCUCUUAAAGCCAUACCAACACAGAAAGCCAACCUGUGACUUCAGUUUCAUGAAUGUAAAUUUUACCUCAUGGUGUGGACAUAGAGCUUGCUCUACAUCGAACAUCGGACCAAUUACAGUUUUAAAGAACAUAUAUUUUGAGGCAGAGGGGAUGGGCAGGGUGGCACCAACUGUCAUUUGUGUCACUGCACAUCUGUCAGAUUGUUUUGUCUUGGAUUGUGGUGUAAUUUCAUGUUUUUCACGUCCAUUUGUUUCAUUUUGAGCAAUCCAGGAUGCUCAGUCUGACUCUUCGAAUAGCCACUUCCACCUGAAAAAACCACGUGAAACAUUGAUUUAAUGGUGGCGAAGAUAGCACACAAAUCUUUACACGAUAUCAGUUUUGUCCUUCAGUCAUGUAAAUUAAUAUCCAUGUAUAUUUAAAUGUGAAAUAUACUGCAGGGGUAUCUUGAAUUUCAAUUGUGAUGCUUUCAACAGAACUUUGUGUGCCUUGAUAACUUAACCGUUACUCUGCUGUGUUCACUGGUGUCCCUUUUGUGUCACUGCUAUUUGGCUCCUUGUCCUUUUUAUUCUCGAGGACUGUUUAACAUCAGGACACUUUUUCAGUGAUUUAAGUUUUAUUUCUACUACACAAGCGUAACCAUAGCCCAUACAAAUAUAUUUUAGUGUUAACAUUUUAUCUUUGGAAAUCCAUCACAAGAUAUCAGAGUGAGUACUCUCAACGUAAUAUUGUGCAGCUUCACCAGUGAAUUGUCAACUUGUUUAUUAUUUUCUGUUGAAAAUGUUUUUUCCAUGCCUCAUGAGAUUUGUACAUGUGAGGUAAAAGGGACGAGACAGUGGAGAUUGUUUUAUGGAGAGCUUUCUCGUGUUGAUGUGCUUGUCAACAUUACUAUUGUUGCUGUGAAAUGCUUGAUCAAAUGGAGCAACCAUGAUAACUGUUAAUUGCCAAUAGUGUGAGCUGUAUCUUGUGUGUAAUCAGUUUGCUCACUUUUCCUAGUUCGCUUUCUAUUUCACAUUCUCCAACAGUUCUGUUGUAUCCGUUCUGUGUAGCUUGAGCUUUAGUAUCUAGCCUUAAGACCCUGCAGUAGGGAUAAAGGUCAACCCCAGUGUGUUCUCAUACAUCUGAACUAUUAUUAACAUGUACUUUGCCUUGGUCUGGACAUUUGUAUACUCUUCUGUUUAUAUCUGUAAUCCUGCUGCUACAUUAAAUGAAUUAAUAAAAA